GACCAUUCUAGGUACCAUAAUGAUGGCGGGGACCCCAUCUCUCAGCUUGAAUUUCGACAUACUUUGUCGGAGCUGUACGAUAGCUGGGGAUAUCGCCUCCCGGACCGUCAGAUAAACAAUCAUGAAGCUCCAACUGCUACUCGCACUAGCUGCGACUGCGAGCUGCAGUAUUCUUCCCAAACCUCAGCUCACCGAGCAGCUCCCAAUUGGGCAGAAAAACAGUCUCGAAGACCGCAUCAACGCGUCUCCUCUUCUCUCACUGCACCGCGAUCUCGUCAAGAUCGAAUCCGUCACAGGGAACGAGUUCGACGCGGGCCAAUUCCUCAUUGGAUACCUCUCAAAGCACAACUUUACCGUCGAAAUCCAGCAAGUCACUCCGGCAGAUAACCUUGAGGCCCAGGAUGGAGAAGACGUGAUUUCAACUUUCCGCAAAGAGCGCUUCAACGUCCUCGCAUACCCGGGCAAGACGCGCAAGACCAAAGUCCUCGUCUCAAGCCACUAUGACACCGUGCCGGGCAACUAUCCCUACGAGACACGCGGAGAAGACGAGAUCUGGGGCCGUGGCAGCGUCGACGACAAGGCCAGCGUUGCAGCCCAAAUCACCGCCGUCAAAGAUCUACUCGCGUCCAAGGAAGUUGGAGAUGGCGACGUAGGACUUUUGUUCGUGGUCGGCGAGGAAAAGGGAGGCGACGGCAUGCGGCACGCCAAUGAGCUCGGCCUCUCCUGGGACGCCGUCAUCUUCGGCGAGCCCACAGAGCACAAGCUCGUUGCAGGCCACAAGGGCAUGUGCGGCUUCACCUUGACCGCCAAGGGCAAGUCCGGCCACAGCGGCUAUCCCGAGCUCAGCAUCAAUGCGAACUCGUUGAUCAUUCCUGCGCUUGCUGCCCUGAAUGUUCUGGAGAUGCCUAGCUCCGAGAAGUUCGGCAAUAGCACGAUCAAUAUUGGUCGCAUCGCAGGAGGCGUUGCCGCCAAUGUUGUUCCCGACCAUGCCGAGGCCAAUGUCGCCAUCCGCAUCGCUGCUGGCAACGCAGAAGAGAUGCGCAGCCUGGUUCUCAAGACCGUCCACGAGGCCGGCGGCAAAGAUUUAAAUGUCCGGUUUGAGAGCCAGGGAUACGCUCCCGUCAACUGUGACACUGAUAUCGAUGGAUUUGAUACUCUUACUGUCAAUUAUGGCACUGAUGUUCCCUACUUGCUCGGAAACCACAAACGCUAUCUCUACGGCCCUGGCUCCAUCUUCGUUGCUCACUCUGACCACGAGCACUUGCGCAUCGGGGACCUCGAGCGCGCCGUCAAAGAUUACAAGACCCUUGUACGCGAAGCCCUGAAAAAUGCCAGGGCGAGUGAUGCUACUGCGGUCGAGUAUAUUCCAGAUGGAAGCAUCAACGUCUAAAACAAGUUGCAUCGAAUCGCUGAAUUGAAAAGGUCCAUUCUACUCUCGCCUUGAACGCUUCAUGUAUAUAGGAAGUGUGCAAGUUGCGAACGAAAGGAGCAUAUCGCUCCUUUUUCUUGGCUUUUUUUUUCGAGUUCCUUUCUUUCAUGUGAUGGUUCCGACCAUGGGGCUACAAAAUCGCACGACUAAUCUUUUUAUUAGCUCUAGCCAACACGGAGGAAAUGACC
Molecule: messenger RNA, 1617 nt
Organism: Xylona heveae TC161
Lineage: Eukaryota; Fungi; Ascomycota; Xylonomycetes; Xylonales; Xylonaceae
Product: Zn-dependent exopeptidase
Exons: 3
Coding region: 122-1390 (422 amino acids)
Molecular function (GO): hydrolase activity
Source: RefSeq, a predicted model, not a curated record